Messenger RNA from Hippoglossus stenolepis (Pacific halibut), 2578 nucleotides. RefSeq names its product cyclin-dependent kinase-like 1. The transcript is spliced from 10 exons. The record is from RefSeq and is a predicted model, not a curated record. NCBI's taxonomy places the organism in Eukaryota, Metazoa, Chordata, Actinopteri, Pleuronectiformes, Pleuronectidae. Gene Ontology annotation, biological process: protein phosphorylation. Bases 497 to 1540 code for a protein of 347 amino acids. Gene Ontology annotation, cellular component: nucleus. Gene Ontology annotation, molecular function: cyclin-dependent protein serine/threonine kinase activity; ATP binding.
AUACAGCGCACGCCUCUUCCCUUGCGCAGCCCUCUUCUGUGAAUCGCGGUGUGUCUGCGUCCGCUUCUUUCGUUGCGCCGUUUCCAUGGAGACGAGUUAAACAUCGCAGAGGGCGACGCGUUACUUCCGUGUUCGCAGAUGAAUCGUGAACCCUGGAGCAGAGAUGAAGAAUCAACGGGACCGAGCUGAGGAGAAAUAACCGAGAAGAGGGAGGAGGUCACAGCCGCCAGGGAGGAGGGAUUCCCGGGGGAGGAACUGAGCUGACAGCGGGGGACUGGAACUAAUAACCUUCAACUGAUGAAACUCACUGGAACAAAUAACCUUCAUCUUAUGAAACUCACUGGAACAAAUAACUUUCACUGGAACUAAUAACCUUCAUGCAGCUCUGCGGUGUUUCGGUGGAGUCACACCCUCGAUGAGGAGCCUCUCUGCUCAGGUGAGUGACUGAGAUCCUCCAGGUGAUCACCACAGACACUGGACACAAACCAACUGCCCAAUGGAGAAAUACGAAAAACUGGCCAAAAUUGGCGAGGGUUCCUACGGCGUGGUGUUCAAGUGCAAACACAGGGACACCGGUCAAAUAGUGGCCAUCAAGAAGUUCGUGGAGUCCGAGGACGACCCGGUGAUCAAGAAGAUCGCACUGAGAGAAAUACGUAUGCUGAAGCAGCUGAAACACGUGAAUCUGGUCAACCUGCUGGAGGUGUUCAGGAGGAAACGACGGCUCCACUUGGUGUUUGAGUUCUGUGAGCAGACGGUUCUCAACGAGCUGGACAAACACCCCCGAGGGGUCCCUGAGGCUCAGCUGAAGAGCAUCGUGUGGCAGACGCUGCAGGCCGUCAACUUCUGCCACAAACACAAUUGCAUCCACCGAGACGUGAAGCCCGAGAACAUCCUCCUCACCAAAACCGGAGUCGUCAAGCUCUGCGACUUCGGCUUCGCCCGCAUCCUGACAGGGCCAGAGGAUGACUACACAGACUAUGUGGCGACCCGCUGGUACCGGGCCCCGGAGCUGCUGGUCGGAGAUACCCAGUACGGGCCUCCUGUGGACGUGUGGGCUCUGGGCUGCGUCUUCGCCGAGCUGCUCCACGGGAAUCCACUCUGGCCUGGGAAGUCCGACGUGGACCAGCUCUACCUCAUCCGAAAAACUCUGGGUGACCUGAUCCCCCGUCACCAGCAGGUGUUUCGCUCCAACGUGUUCUUCAGCGGAGUCAGUAUUCCUGAGCCGGACACAACGGAACCUUUGGAAAAGCGUUUCCACGGAGGCUCCCCUCAGGCCCUCCAGGUUAUGAAGUCGUGCCUGGUGAUGGACCCGUCUCACCGCCUGUCCUGUGAGGAGCUGCUGGAGCUGCCUUAUUUCCAGGAGGAAGGAGGAGCCAACUGGGGCCGCGAGAUCGAGCGCCCGGGAAGACGACACGACAAAGGCUCCCGUCGCCGACAGGCAGGGGCACAGUACCUGCCUCAGUUACCAAACAGCAACAUCUCACCAGCACCGGAUGUGAAGAAACUGGUGAAGCAUAAAUAUCACCUGCCCAACAUUUAGCAAACGCAACCAACUGCUCCACGUGUUCGGGGCCGAACUGAGAGACGUGGACUUUUUAACUUUUGUUUCCCUGAAAUCAUCUGAAAUACAAUUCAUGCUGUUUAUUCCUGGUGUGAGAGUCGGGAUGAGUUUUAAUCCUGUGAUCGCUUUCACUUGUCCUCUUGAUAUUCCUAACAAAACAAAUAGUGGACGACGACAGAGGAGUCCGGUCACUAAUCAGAUAAAACAUCUCACAGGAGGAAGAAUCACCAGUGUGCCAUCGUCUCUCAGACACAUGGACCAGAACUCUCUUGUUCUCUGGCAAAAUCUGUGUUAACAGCUGAUUCAUCUAUUUAACCGGUAAAAAUAUAAUUUCAAUAGAAUUCAUUUGUGGAUAUGUUUUAUUAUAGAAAAACAAUAUAUGCUGAAUAAAUGCAUAAUCUUUAGAUUCUGUAAACGUGUUGUAAACUUUGUUCUAUUAAAACAAUAAUAUAGUGCAGUACAAUAUUUUUCACACCUAAUACUUGACGUGUAGGAUCCUUAACCAAGUCUUAUUAAGGUUUAAUAGAACCUGCCAUGACAACUGAUACUCUGGGUUCCUCACACGCUUCAGCCUCAGUGUUGGACAAUGAUCCCUUAAGUCUGACACGGACGUUCACACACAUCUACACACUGACAGGCUGAACCGCUGAUUGAUGGAUCACCUUGAACUCAUCAGAUUACUGACAUGACUCCUGCUCAUAUCACUGAGCAAAGGGUUAAAGGGCCCAGACUUUUUUUAAAUUGAUGGUAUUUUACCUGUUACUUGUUCAUAAAUACGUUAUCAUACAAUCCUUCUCACAAUGUUUUAUCAUGUGAUUCCUGCAUUUUCUUAAAAAACAAAGACACGCAGAGCAAGAAAACAAAAAACGACCCGAAACAACCAAUUUCUGUUCAUAAGAUGAUCUGUCAAAUAGUAGUUGAUGAUAUUACAUAACUUUUUACAUUACCUCUAUUAGAUAAGCUGUGUUUGUGAGUUGUGUAUUCUGAGGUGUAAUUAAAAUGCAACAAGUGACUAAG